Colias croceus (clouded yellow) is the source of this 777-nucleotide messenger RNA. Its product is annotated as larval cuticle protein A2B-like. The coding region runs from base 129 to 554 and encodes 141 amino acids. Gene Ontology annotation, cellular component: extracellular matrix. Lineage: Eukaryota; Metazoa; Arthropoda; Insecta; Lepidoptera; Pieridae. The record is from RefSeq and is a predicted model, not a curated record. The transcript has 3 exons.
CGUAAUAAUAUAGAUUAUAGGUAUAUGUAUAUGCGGGCGUAUCAGUAGCUUAGUAUAUAAACUCGGUAGACAACCCUUGAGCAAACAUAGUCGUACAGCACUUGCCCGGUACACGGAUAAACAACAAUAUGAAGGUAAUAAUCUUAGCCGCCGUUAUAGUCUGUAGCGUAUCAGCUGGUCUGAUAGCACCCGCACCGUACGGCUACGCACGGCCCUACGGUCUGGCACAUGUAGCGGCUCCCAUCGCAGUUGCCAGACCGGCCAUCGCGGUGGCCAGGCCAGCUGCGUAUGCCGCUGCUGUGGACGACUACGACCCCAACCCUCAAUACUCUUAUGCGUAUGACAUUCAAGACGCUUUGACGGGAGACUCCAAGAGCCAACACGAGACACGAUCAGGGGACGUCGUGCAAGGAUUUUAUUCCCUUGUCGACCCCGAUGGCACCAAGCGUACCGUUGAAUACACCGCUGAUCCCCACAACGGUUUCAACGCUGUAGUCCACAGAGAACCGCUAGGCGCUGUAAAAGCUGUCGCGCCUGUAGCUGCUUAUCACUAGAAACUUUCAAUAGUUUCAAUAUAAAAUACCUUUUAUUUAACGCCUUUACAUAUGUUCGUUAUAAUCCAGUAGUACUUACAUCUGUUAAUCUAGCGUCGACAAUAUUUGAAAGAUAUUUUAUAUUGAAACGAGAUGAUUUCUUGAGGAGACCAUAAUAUUGUUAUUUAUUGAAAUAUGUUAAAUGUAUGUUAAUGCUAAGGUAAUAAAUAAGAGGAAUCGUAAA